UGCGCGGGCGGUAGGCUGCCUGUCAGUGCCAUAGCAACCGGAGAGACGACGUCAACCAUCGACAUGCAGGCCAAAGCAACGACUGUGAAAGAGGCACUGGUCAAACUGGAGGAGAAGUCAGGGGAGAAAGUGAGCGAGAGUAAAGCCAUUAAACUGUAUGGUCAGGUUCCUCCUAUAGAGAAGAUGGACGCCUCUCUCUCCACACUCACCAUCUGCGAGAAGCUCUCUCUGUCCACAAACUGCAUUGAAAAAAUAACCAAUCUCAAUGGCCUGAAGAACUUGAGGAUAUUGUCAUUAGGAAGGAAUAACAUUAAGUCUCUCACUGGGCUGGAGGCAGUGGGGGAAACAUUAGAAGAGUUGUGGAUUUCCUAUAACUUGAUUGAGAAACUGAAGGGAAUUCAAUCCAUGAAGAAACUCCGAGUCCUCUACAUGUCCAACAACCUGGUCAAAGAAUGGGGAGAGUUUGUGAGGAUGGCCGACCUGCCCUGCCUCGCAGACCUGGUGUUUGUUGGGAAUCCUCUGGAGGAGAAGCAUUCAGCUGAGGGGACCUGGAUGGACGAAGCCUCUAAAAGACUACCUAAUCUACGGAAACUAGAUGGAACCCCAGUCAUCAAACAGGAAGUGGAUGAAGCAGAAGGAGAGAGCUGAGGAGCAUGACUAUCUGCAAAACUGCAACCUCCUUUUCCGAAGUCUUUUUUAAAGUUUUGUAUGGUUUUUCAUGGUGCUUUUCUUUUUAUGAAAGGAUUUUUACAUCAUAAACUUUGUUAUAAAUAGACAAGCACAAGUUAACCAAAUACACAGAUGUUUAUGUUUUAGAAUGAGAAAAGUCUGUUAAAUUGUCAAAACUUAAAGUGGCAAUCUCAAAGAUUUAAAUCGGUAUACAUGUCCCUCAUCUAUCACUGAAAGCAGUAACGCAAUGGGGAUUGAGCCUAUGGCGAUGCAAUAUUUCAUAUCUUUGCAGUAUUACCAACUGUGGUUACAUUCCUGGAAAAAAAUGCUUUAUUUCCGAUUUUCUUAAUAAACGCACAAAACGUGGACUAUGCACACAAUUCUAAAAAUAUAUAUAUAUGGAAUUUUGGGCACAGUCAAGGCCUCACCCUGUAAAACUCAAAACACAAUUCCAUUGUUUUCACUCAAAUAGAAAUUUUAAAUCAAACAGGACUGAAAUCUAAAUGAUUGCCACUUUAAGGCCUUAUUGGCUUUGGACGAAAAGGACAUUUUGAUGAGACAUUAUAAGUACAAAUACAUGAUGAGGACAGUAAUAUUUAUGGGCCAAAAACACUGUUCUCCCUCCAUAUCAUCACCAUGGAGAGAUGACCAUAUACAGCUUAAUAUAAGAUGUAUAAUGCUACAUUCACAUCAUAUUAGACUAGGCAGUGGAACAAUUGAUGGUGAGAAAAAAGUGACUUGGAGUGAUACAUUUUAGUGUGAACCUCAAAUGUAAAUCCAGCAAAUAUGUGCAUCAGGGUCUGUUACAGAACUCUGACUUCUCAGGUAGAAAACAGUAGUAGCAAUAAAGCAGGAAGCUAAUAUUUACCAUCCUUCUCAUGGGACAUGAAGGGGCCAUCACUGGCCACAUUGCACUGGCCUUUGGUCAGGACUGGAGCCAACAACGCUGAGAGUGACAACUUACAGGCAAAAGAUACAUCCACCGCUCUGUCUGGUACUUUCUUGGAGGCAUUCUAUUUAUAUGUCUAAAUGUUUUAAACUUUUUGAAGGGCAGAAGCUAGUCUACUGUAUUUAACUGACAGUUUUAAUCUAAUUUUGGAUCCAUAGAUUACACGUUGUUCCUGUUUUUUGAACGUGAUACCAAGGUCAAUGCAUGUAGCAUGUUCUCAUUAGCUACAUUAAUCAUUGUCUCUGUUAAAUGAUUUUCAUGUAUUAAGGUAUUUAGGCGUGUUUGAACAUGCAGUU
This is a messenger RNA of Anoplopoma fimbria (sablefish), 1914 nucleotides long. RefSeq names its product dynein, axonemal, light chain 1 (gene dnal1). The transcript is spliced from 8 exons. The coding region runs from base 64 to 648 and encodes 194 amino acids. Gene Ontology annotation, cellular component: cytoplasm. Lineage: Eukaryota; Metazoa; Chordata; Actinopteri; Perciformes; Anoplopomatidae. Gene Ontology annotation, molecular function: protein kinase binding. The record is from RefSeq and is a predicted model, not a curated record.